AUGUUGAAAGUAAGAUAUUUGGUUUUGAUAUCCCAGCUAUUUACUGUGAUCGACACCUGUUUGAGGACCGGAUUGCCUGAUGGGUUCACGAUCCCACCAAACUUUCUUACUACACUACCGCCGACAACUAUACCCGCAGGCAAUAAUGAUCGUAAGUUUUUUUUACUAUGUACAGGAAUUACGAAAGCCACUAUAAAGCUAAUAUGCGUAAGUGUCCCUCCGUGGGACUCUCAAGAAACCACAAAGACUGCUUGUAUCGUGCAAAUUAAUCUUCUGAUCUUAUUUUAGGUUGUGUGGUCCCAGAUGGGACCCUCGGCAUCACCUUUGAUAAAGGCGAUUUCACGCCCAAUGGAGAUACUUCAGGCUUUGUCAAAGCCCCCGUAGCUCGAUGCACAUCCUGUCAAACGGGGCAGAGAUAUUUCUUCGAUCCCACUGAUCAGAAUACGAUGGACGACGCAGGUUCCAAUGGCCAAGAAGCGGCCAGAAUUUCAUGCGAUAAUUGGGCCAACGCCUGUGUUUGCAACAGCGCCAAUGAUUGCUGCACCUUUGACAGCAACAAUGUCAACUUUGCCAAUAUGGCAGUAUGGUGUGAUGCCAACAACAGUAGGUUCAAGUGUGAGUAAUGGUAACAGUAAUUUGUUCAGAUUGUCAGCAGUACAUGAGUAUUAAAGGAACGGCCACAUUAAACUGUCCGAGUGGUAAUACUUAUGCACUGGAUGGAGCUAAGGCUUUCAGUACCGCGGGGAAUUACUUCGAGGUGAAUGCAUUCAGCUGCCAGAGUUGUAAUGGGAUCAACAGUGAUCCCUGUAUGGGACCCACCGUUCCAGUAUAG
Molecule: messenger RNA, 832 nt
Organism: Bursaphelenchus xylophilus (pine wood nematode)
Lineage: Eukaryota; Metazoa; Nematoda; Chromadorea; Rhabditida; Aphelenchoididae
Source: the annotation of a GenBank genome assembly